Leptonychotes weddellii (Weddell seal) is the source of this 1038-nucleotide messenger RNA. Lineage: Eukaryota; Metazoa; Chordata; Mammalia; Carnivora; Phocidae. The record is from RefSeq and is a predicted model, not a curated record.
GUUACAGAGCUCAACAACGUGAAGAACGUAGCUCGGUUGCCAAAGAGCACCAAGAAACAUGCCAUAGGGAUUUAUUUCAAUGAUGAUACCUCCAAGACCUUUGCUUGUGAAUCAGAUCUUGAGGCCGAUGAAUGGUGCAAAGUACUCCAGAUGGAGUGUGUGGGCACACGGAUCAAUGACAUCAGCCUCGGAGAGCCUGACUUAUUGGCUACUGGGGUUGAGAGAGAACAGAGUGAGAGAUUCAAUGUGUAUUUGAUGCCAUCCCCUAACUUAGAUGUACAUGGCGAAUGUGCCUUGCAGAUUACAUAUGAGCACAUCUGUCUUUGGGACGUCCAGAAUCCCAGAGUCAAACUCAUCUCUUGGCCGCUAAGCGCCCUGCGGCGGUAUGGGCGAGAUGCUGCUUGGUUCACUUUUGAGGCAGGGAGGCUCCAGAUGAAGAUGAGCGAGCGGGCCGCCUCCCUGAGCUCCAUGGUGCCCCUGCCCCGUAGUGCCUACUGGCAGCACAUCACGCAACAGCACAGCGCUGGACAGCUCUGCCACCUGCAAGAUGUCACCAGCCCUCUGAAGCUUCAUCGGACAGAGACUUUUCCUGCCUACCGAUCGGAGCACUGACAGGAGCUGCCGAGAAUCGAGAAUCGUUGUGUGACACACUUGUGAUGUGUUGGCCGCCGCAGAUCCACCAGGAGGCCACAGGAUGGCAGCGAGGGGAGCCACGAUGGAAAGAGGCGGGAAGUCCUGGCUAAUUGUGUUGGUCAUUGGGAAACUGCAAUGCAAUAUUUGUCUUUUUCUUUCUUUUUUCUUUUUUUAAAAAAAUCUUAGCGUGAUUGAAACAUGCUCUAUAGAUAUCGACUUUUUGUUCCCUCUUUUACAGCUGGACAGAAAGGAGUCGAUGCCACAGAAUGAUUUUCUAUUGUAGAUACCAUGUCCCUUGCACUUCUCUGAAUCUAUCCUUUUGUGGAUUCUUGUGAUUUUCCUUCUGAGUGUUUCAAUUGUAUGACAGUCAGUACUGAUAAUAAAAUGGUUCUUCAUUAUUUGUUA